GCUGUGGGAGUCUCCUUUAAAAAAUCUUGCCGCGUCACUGGGAUGCGGUCUCCGGAGCCGGGCACCUAGCAGCCUACCAUCCCCGCUCAUAUGCCCACCGCCGAGGCAGACCAGUCGCCAUUUCCUCCACACACCAAAGAUGACCACUCCAUCAAACCUUCCCCACGCAGCGCCACAACAAGAGCGCUUCCUGGUAUUGUUUGACUUUGACGAGACCAUCAUCAAUGAGAGCAGUGACGAUGCUGUGUUGCGUGCUCUGCCAGGCCAACGGCUCCCUGACUGGCUGAGAAACAGCUACAGGGAGGGGCACUACAACGAGCACAUGCAGAAGGUCUUGGUGUAUAUGGCGGAGCAGGGUGUGUCUAAGGACUCCAUCCAGUCAGCGGUGGAGAAUAUCCCACCCACACCUGGACUCCUUAGGCUCUUCCAGUAUCUGCAGAGCCACCAGCAGGACUUUGAGCUGGCGGUGGUCUCGGACGCCAACAUGUUCUUCAUCGAGACGUGGCUGGAGCGUGCUGGGGUGCGCCAGCUUUUCCGGAAGAUCUUUACAAACCCGGCCAGUUUUGAUGCAACUGGUCGUCUCGAGCUGCUCCCUUUCCACUCCCACUCAUGCUCCCGUUGUCCUGACAAUAUGUGCAAGCAGGUGAUCCUUCGGGAGUAUCUGGCAGGCAGGGAAAAGGAGCGUGGCGGUACUCCCUUCCAAAGGGUGUUCUAUAUUGGAGAUGGGGCCAAUGAUAUUUGUCCCUCUCUGGCUCUGGGGCCCCGGGACACAGCCUUCCCCAGGAGGGACUUCCCCAUGCACAGACUGCUGCUGGAGAUGCAGCAGUCCCAGGCAGCCAAGUUCAAGGCUAACAUAAUUCCUUGGGUCAGCGGCAAGGACAUAGUGGACUGCCUGAAGAAAAUAAUGGAGGAGAGAUGAGGUGUGCGUGUGUGUGUGUGUGUGUGUGUGUGUGUGUGUGUGUCUAUACUUGUACAUGCUACGAAGUGAGGACCAAAAAAUAUAUUUUAGCAACAGAGUGAGGACAUUUUUGCAAAGUGAGGACAUUUUGGCCGGUUCUCACUUUUUCAAAGGCCUGUUUGAGGAUUAAGACUUGGUUUCAGGGUUCAGGUUAGGCUUGGGUUUUGGUUAGGGUUCAGUUAGGUAUUUAGUUGUGAUGGUUAAGGUUAGGGUAAGGGCCUAGAGAAUGCAUUGUCACUGAGGGUCCUCACAAAGAUAGAAGUACAGGAUUUUAUGUGUGUGUGUCUGUGUGUUAAAGAGUGAGUGAUGAAGGGGGACAAAUACUGCAAAGGUGCACCAGCUCUAGUCCCGGUGAGCAACAGGAUAUGUGUGAUUUUAUCCCAGCUACACCAUUUGAAUCACCCGUUUUUAAAGGAAUAGUUCAUUUUUUUUGAAAAUGCACUUAAUUACUUUGUUAUGGAGGGUUAGAUUUAUUUAAAAAAAAUGUCUGCACAGUAAAUACAUAGCUGGUGUCAGCAGCCAGUUAGCUUAGCUUAACAUAAAGACCAAAAACUGGGGCAAACAGCUAACCUGACUCUGUCUAAAUGCAACAGAAUCUGACUGCAAGCGCUUUUAAAGCUGAAUAAUCAACAUGUUAUAUCUUACUGUGUGAAUCCAUACAAAAACAAACAGAAGACAAUUACUGUGUUAUGUGUGGAUUAUGUGCAGCACUUUUCUUGGGUGGGAGCAGUUGCAAGGUAACCAGCUGAGACUCCAGGAGUCACUGCACCUGGCUGAGAAAUAGUCCAGAACACAUGGUGCAUUCAUGUGGGGUUGGAAUAAUCAGUAAAAUGAGUUCCCAACAGGGAAAAGUCACUUGAACGUCCCCUCAAGUUGGAAAAACAACUCAGAAAGGCAGCAGAAAUGUUGGUACACAACUUUGAUGUUAUCACAUUUAAUUAGUAAUAUGGUUACACUUGUAACCAUUGCCCAAAAAGAGUGCAUCAGAUUAGUUAGAAAGGUUAUUUAUUAGCAUUAACCAUGAUAAAAGCAAAGCAAUAUUUAAGUGGUUUUAGGGAAUGCACUGGUGCAGCAAUAAGCUUCAAACUGUUUCAGCAUACUUGGAUUAAGUCCUCACUGAGACAUGAAACACUCUGAGCAAUAAAUACAACACAUCUUUGUAGCAUUCAUGCUGUUUUCACAUAACGACUAUCAAGCUCAAACAAACAGAAGUUGGAAAAACAACUUAACACAUUUGGGAAAUGGGACCAUACAGAGAGCUUAUGAAUGCAAGAAUAAUCCCACAUAAGAUGAUAAAUUGUGAUUCUUACACUUUGGUUUUUGUACAGAUUAAACAAGUGACACCUAAUAUGUUAAUUAGUGAGUCUUAGGGGAACAGAAAGGUGAAUAUUUACCUUUGGACUGAGCAAGGCUAGCUGUCUCUCUUGUUUUCAUCUAUCCAUUUUAAUCCACUUAUCUAGGGCCACAUCGCGGGGGCUGCAGACUGAGCAAGGUACUCCAGACUGCCCUCACCAAUGCUCUCUAGCUCCUCCUGGGGGUUUCUGAGGCAUUCCCAGGUCAGAUAACCCCCCUAGCAUGUUGCGGGUCUACCCCAUGACCUCUUACCAGUUGGAUGUCCCUGGAAAACCUCUUAUCGGAGGCACCCAGGAGGCAUCCUGAUCAGAGCACACCCACAGUCUGUAGCCAAGCCAUCCUACAGAGGAAACUCAUUUGGCCGCUUGUAUCCGGGAUUUCGUUCUUUUGGUCACCACCCAAAGCUCAGGACCACAGUUGAGGGUUGUAAUAUAGAUGCAGGGUCGGACUGGGAACAAAAUUCGGCCCUGGCAAAUUUUCUCUGGACCAGCCCCAUUGCUACCUGCUCUCCUCUUCUUGCCCUUGGCCUGUAGCGUUACUCUUCUGAUAUCAGCCUGCUACUGCUCAUCUGUCCACAUCACUCUUUCCUCCUCCUGCUCCUUAUUUGGUGCUGCAGCAGACUGUUGUAAUCGUCAUCACUGCUGCUAACGUUAAAAACACUUUGCAACAUCAGCCCAGAGCAUGUCUUUCUUUUUGUCUCUGACUUUUUCUGCUCCACCUUUUGUUUGUUUUUUUUGCUCCUUUAUCCAUUUAGUUUGUAUUUUCAUUCUACCUACUCCACUUGUUCUGUCUUGAUUUCAUUCAUUUCCCGUUUGACCUCUCCUGCUUUACCUGUGACAUCACAUGAUGGACCGCUCCAUUUGAAAGGGUGGGGGGAGGUGAUGAUGGCCACACCUGCCUUACAGUAUAAAUAGUCUACUGUCAGUUUUGGGACCGUGUAACCCCCAAUCAGAUGGGCCGUUCCAACAUCAGAUGGGCUGCAAUCGGCCAAUCUCUCUUUCAUUUUUUUCUCUACAGUUUUUUCUCCAACAUUGUUUGUGGUGGCCUUGCAACCCACAAGGUGGGCCUGAUUGCCCAUGGCCAGUCCAAGCCUGCAUAGGUGGACCAAUACACUGGGAGCUUUGCCUUCCAGCUUUUCACCAUGACCAUUCGACACAGUGCCCGCAUCAGUGCUAGCGCUGCGCCAAACCGCCUGUCCAUAUCACACUCCAUUUUGCCCUCACUUCUGAACAAAACCCUGAGAUGCUUGAACUCAUCCGUUUGGGUCAAGAACCCUCACCAACCCAGAGAGAGUAAUGCAUUGAUGCAAAGAACCGUGGCCUCAGACUUGGAGGUACUGAUUCUCAUUCCGACCACUUCACAUUCAGCUGAUGAAGUCAACAGAACCACAUCAUCUGCAUAGAGUGGAGAUGCAACUCUGAGGUCCCCAAACCUGUUUCAAUUCAGAUAAACAGUUGCAUAUUUAUCGUACAGACGAGAGAGCUUUAUUGGUCUUCUCGUCUAACUCUCAACAAGAAAGCAAAUAAGUGCAUUUCCCAUAAUGUCAAACUAUUCCUUUAAUGCAAGGCUGGUACUGGUAGACUGGUUUUAAGUGUGUAUGCAGUAUUAGAACUUGACUCCCGAUUGAAAGAGUCUGAAAUAAAUGAGCUCACUUGUCAAGAUUAUCAUGAUCAAUAAUGGAGAUAAACAGUACUGAUGAUGCUCUAAGGUCUAGUUUCGAGUUUGAUCAAAAUGCUAAGGAUCUUAUCCAAAGCUAUGUCUCGUGAGUGACCUGAAUCCAAUGCAGUCAGCUCAUUUAAAACACUAUCUCCUUCAAUAUGAAUGUAAUUUACUUUACAUUUGACUAUUUCACUGUAUCUGAUGUUUUUGAGCAAUCCUAGCUGUGAAACUGUUUGUCACAGGUACUGUAACAGUGUAUUUUAGCGACCAACAGCAUCAGCUAUUCCAUUCUUGAGGGCCUUUUGUGUUGACAGGCUUAUUUUUGAAAACCUCGACGAUGGACACAUAAGUAUAUCAGGUGUUGUAGCACUACCUGGGACAAAAGACCACACAUGUCGUGUCAGGCAGGGACAAGGACGGCACAGAGCAGGGAUAAGGUGACAGAGACUCAUACACUGUAACUGUGCUCUCGCCGCCACUCAUUACUGAUACCUAAUCUAGGGCUUGAUUAUACAAUGGUAAUCUACACCAGCAUGAGAUCCAAAGGGAACGCCGUAGCCAUACGCCUGCACUUUGGCCCAACAUUAUACCCUGUGACUCUGAAACAAUGAAACAAAGUGUAAUGCAAAGUACCAGUUGAGGAUUUUAAAUUAUAUUUGUGUAGUUAUUAGGUAGCACUUAAUGUACUUGUACCCUAUUAAAACUCCCAGUGAAUAUAAGUAUUAUUAAAAGGCUAUUUGUUUAGGUUGAAGAGGAUUAAUAGUCUCUGAAAAGCCUUCUUUGUGUUUGAAUGUAUUCCCCGUAAGCUACAGUGUUGUGAUGAUGAAGGUUUCAGCCUCUUCAGCAUAUUUUGCAUACUUAACUCAACAUGUAACCUCACUUUGCCUCACUUAAUCCAUGACAGGGACUGGAAUAUAUAUUGAAUUAUAUAGAUAAGGAGCACUUGUAUUCGUUAAGGUGGUUUACAAGGACAUUUUUAUUCUGUUUGAAUUCACGAAAUUGUGAAAUAUCUUGUUUAUUUUUCCAUCCUGUUUACAAAAAGCUGUUUAAAUUCAGAUUCUAAUGGGGCAUGUAUACUGUGCAUUUGUUUAUUUCUAGAGCCCGAUUAAGGUUCCCAUGUUAGCGUACACACAAGUUAACAGUCACUGAUAUCAGUCCUGUGUAGUAACUAGUAGGCCAGAGGUAGUAUUGAAUAAUUAAGGGUCUGUUUGCAUUCAUUUUUUUAUUCAGAUACUGAAUAUCUUUUCAAGCCAUUGCAGUUAACAAUAAGAAAGUUUGGGUGCUGAUAAAAAGCAGUAAAUCAGAUAAGUAAUAAGCUUGUUAAUUGUUGAAAUUCUUCUAGCCUUAAAAAACAACAUUAUACUCUACAAGUGCUGGAAAUUUCCUUUUCAGUGUUUUAGUUUCUCAGGGAGUAGAGAAGAAAGUGUUAAUAAGCAAACAUGUUUAUAAAAAUCUGUUUAUUUGUUGCUCUAAGAACAAAAGAUUAAUUUAUGAUUAAAAACGUAUAGAUGUUUUUGAGAGGUAAUUAAUGUAUCUGGACUCCUGAAAUUCUUUGAGAUCAAAUUCUAAUCCGCUAAUGCUUUGUGAUUAGGAGUCUAAAGUUCUGCGAGCUUUACUCCUUCUGAUGCUACAAGUAUUAGAAAUGUAACAGAGGAGAUUUUUAAUUUACUUUAACUGUCUGUGUACCUGUAAAACUUCCAUGGAGUUUUGUGCAAUAAUGAAAUGCUGUACACUUGAUAUGAUGUGAAUGAGAUUUAAGGUUAAACAGGAAGAAAAACUUGACAUUUUACAUUUUCAGGGAUGUGAAUCGACCCAGAUCACCAAACAUAGAGUUUUUUAAUGACAUUUUAAAAUGGUAUUAUGGUUUCUUAACCAAAUAAAACGAUGAGUUGUUGGGACUCUGACUGACGAAUAUGCUACUUUUUUUCCUUUUGUGGUUUGAUGUAUCUUGGGUGUGUGUGUGUUUUUGUGUGUUUUAAUUAAAACUCUCAUGUGUAA
Messenger RNA from Epinephelus fuscoguttatus (brown-marbled grouper), 5968 nucleotides. RefSeq names its product probable phosphatase phospho1. Lineage: Eukaryota; Metazoa; Chordata; Actinopteri; Perciformes; Serranidae. Gene Ontology annotation, molecular function: phosphatase activity. The record is from RefSeq and is a predicted model, not a curated record. The transcript is spliced from 2 exons. Bases 140 to 919 code for a protein of 259 amino acids.